Molecule: messenger RNA, 1199 nt
Organism: Suillus fuscotomentosus
Lineage: Eukaryota; Fungi; Basidiomycota; Agaricomycetes; Boletales; Suillaceae
Exons: 3
Coding region: 14-1126 (370 amino acids)
Source: RefSeq, a predicted model, not a curated record
UUUUAACAAGAGAAUGUCACUGGCCCCAACACACACAACGCCUAGAGGUCAAGUGGUCCUACAGCCCACGUACUUCACGUGUUCCUUGUUUGUGGACCCUGCUCGCGAAGACAUUGACCACCUCAUUCAUGUCUAUGCCGAGCGGUAUGCCAGGUCUCCGCCUUCACAGCCUUUUCUGCUCUUCAAGGACACUUGGAACAACGAAGGAUGGACGUGGUUACAUUUCAAGGUUUUUGAUGCCAGAUCUCGCGAUGCUUUUCUCAAAGUUGCCAUGCAACUCUUAUCAGAACGGUUGGCGGCAUCCGAGUAUCCUCUUACUAGAGCUGCUGCUCUGUUUGGCCUUUACACGUUCUUUGCGACUCAACCAUCAACGUCGGCUCCGCCGUUGUAUGCUCUCGCUCAUCUCCCUAUGACAAUCGACAUGUAUGAGUCUUUACUGAAGCUGCCUGACGUACUCGAAACGGAUUUCCUGCGCCCUUUAAGACCCCACAUAAUAUAUGUACUCUCCGCCUUGCAAAAAGCUCAGUUUUUUCAUAUACUCCCCCCGUCUAAUUUGUACCCGCAUAGUCCGCGAGAACUGCCAAGGGAAAAAUUUAUCUCAGAUGGGUACGAACAGGCAGCUUAUUUUAGCACAAAUGCAAGCAAGAAGAAAGGUCGACCGUCAAAACAUGACAAGGUGAAGAAAUCCAAGGACGCUGUCGUUGCGCUGGACAAGUGGCUAGACAAAACUGCAUAUACAUAUCAACCACCUCGGGUUACAAGUGCAGAGGCUCCACAAUCUGUCACUACGCAUAUUCUACUUUCACAUCCGCCGAGCACGACACGGAACAAUUACCGGGCAAAAAAAUCGGAGUUGCUGGAGAAACUUGAGCCCGAUUAUCCGUAUGUGACGACUGAAGGACCUGGACGAGCAGCUUUGGAACGAGCAAAUCUGGGGGUUGUUAGCAGGUUACAAAAAAUAGACGAGGAAGCAGCAGCAAAGGGGAUGGAGAUUGGGGGAGAAGGCGGGGAGCGGACUGGAUUACGUCGUGUGGAGAGAGCUGCUGAUGAGCUUGGUAAAAUUGGGUCGCUAGGAGGUCGUGGUGGUCUACUUGGUUUGUUAGAAGGCGCGGGCAUUGUCGAGUAGCUCGAGGGGAAACCAUGCCGUUCUGUGAACCCAUCAAUCUAUAUUAUUUUAAAACUCAAUAUCCCCUGUCAAC